Messenger RNA from Heterobasidion irregulare TC 32-1, 1274 nucleotides. RefSeq lists its product as uncharacterized. The transcript has 8 exons. Bases 8 to 1069 code for a protein of 353 amino acids. Gene Ontology annotation, biological process: RNA export from nucleus; transcription-dependent tethering of RNA polymerase II gene DNA at nuclear periphery. The record is from RefSeq and is a predicted model, not a curated record. Gene Ontology annotation, molecular function: RNA binding; ubiquitin binding. Gene Ontology annotation, cellular component: nuclear pore. Lineage: Eukaryota; Fungi; Basidiomycota; Agaricomycetes; Russulales; Bondarzewiaceae.
CACAACUAUGUCCUUCUUUGGAGCGGCAUCGACGUCUACAAACGUUUCGAACACAACUGACAAGGAUGUCGAAGUUGUUGAUCCUCCUCCCGACUCCAUCUCUUCACUUUCGUUUUCUCCGCUAGCAGAUUACCUUGCUGUGGGCAGCUGGGACAAUAAUGUUCGAAUUUACGAGGUAGGAGCCAAUGGACAGACCCAAGGCAAGGCAAUGUAUGGACAUCAAGGUCCCGUCUUGAGUGUAUGCUGGAACAAGGAAGGAAACAAAAUCAUAUCCGGUGGAUGCGAUAACGCUGCAAGGUUGUACGACAUCCAGAGUGGACAGUCGCAGCAGGUGGCUCAACACGACGCGCCAGUGAAGGUCGUGAAAUGGAUCGACACUCCCCAGGGUGGCAUUCUUGCGACGGGCAGCUGGGAUAAGACCCUCAAAUAUUGGGAUUUGCGAAGUGCGAAUCCUAUCUCGACAGUCCAGCUGCCGGAGCGCUGCUAUUCGUUCGAUGUCGCCUACCCCCUUCUCGUCGUUGGCACAGCUGAACGGCAUAUCCAAAUAUUCAACUUGUCCUCGAGCCCAGUCACACCAUACAAGACCAUGAUUUCUCCCCUAAAGUGGCAAACCCGAGUGGUGUCCUGUUUCCCAUCUAGCAAUGGUUUCGCGGUCGGUACUGUUGAAGGACGCGUCGCAAUUCAAUACGUGGACGACAAAGACUCUCAGAAUAACUUUUCCUUCAAGUGCCACCGUCGAGAUCAAGGGCUCAACACGAAGGACCAAGCUCUCGUUUUUGCUGUGAAUGAUAUCAAUUUCCACCCGGUGCACGGCACAUUCUCAACAUGUGGCUCUGAUGGGACUAUCAACUACUGGGACAAGGAUGCGCGCUCGCGCUUGAAGACCUUCGACCCCUGCCCGGGUCCAGUCACCGCUUCUGCAUUCAAUCGCACUGGCACCAUCUUCGCCUACGCUGUCUCCUACGACUGGUCCAAGGGCCUCUCGGGCGCGACGCCUGGACACCCGAACAAAGUCAUGUUACACGCGAUAAAAGACGAUGAAGUAAAAAAGAGGCCUGCAAAGCGGUAAAUAUGCCAUGUAUUCUUUUCCAGCUUUCCUGUCAGUGCGGCUCCAAUAAUUGCUUGUCGCAUCUCCCUGUUUUGUGCAUUGUAUCAACCAUCACGGAUCCGAAUGUUGCCCUUCGUAUGCUUGUUUGCGGCCAAGUCCUAGUCAUGUAGUGUAUCCGUGGAUGAAAAAACCUUCGUUGCGCGCCAUUGGCUCACUUGAACUGCUG